Messenger RNA from Coregonus clupeaformis (lake whitefish), 2888 nucleotides. Its product is annotated as tetratricopeptide repeat protein 14-like. Lineage: Eukaryota; Metazoa; Chordata; Actinopteri; Salmoniformes; Salmonidae. The record is from RefSeq and is a predicted model, not a curated record. Gene Ontology annotation, molecular function: protein binding; nucleic acid binding. The coding region runs from base 181 to 2448 and encodes 755 amino acids. The transcript has 13 exons.
UUGAAGUUCCGGACGCUCGAGACAUAAAAUGCUUCCACAGACGCUUCUGUCAGAUAGCUAACGGACAGCUAGCUACUAGCUAUGUGAAUAAUUCGUGUAAAUGUUUUGUACAAAUCUGCAACGGCACGGAUGUUAUGCAUACUAGCUAACCAGGCUAAAUUCUGAUGCCAAUAACUGAAAAUGGAUAGAGAUUUACUAAGGCAGACUUUGUCUCACCAUGGACAAAGCCUGUUUACCCAUCUCAAAUGUGAACAAAGUGAAAAUCCAGAUUUCAAAGCUAUUGAACCUGACUUGUCCAAGGCCAGCUAUCAAAGGAAAUAUGGAGGGGAGGACAAUGCGGUAGUGGAGCAAUUUGUUGCUAGAAAAGCUGACAUCCUAUUUGCACCGUCAUGGAAGUCUAGUGCACCUAUGGAUGAUGUGUUAGAGGAGGAAGGAGAAGAGCCCUACGCCAUCAUGCCCCCUCUGGAGCAGUUUAUGGAGGUGUCGUUUGAGGAACGGAGGAAUCUGUUGUACAGGGACAUUGAGCGAGGGGACAUCGUGAUAGGCAGGAUCAACUCCAUCAGGGAAUUUGGCUUCUUUGUAACACUGAUCUGCAUGGGAGGUGGACUAGAGCGAGACAUAGAGGAUCUGGAGCUCACGGCCCUGUGUCCCCUUAGAGAUGUACCUUCCAAUGGCAAUCAUGAUGAUCCACUAUCAUACUAUCAGAUUAACGAUUUGAUAAGAGCUGGAGUGAAGGACAUUGACCGAUACCAUGAGAAGAUAACCAUUUCACUUCAGCCCUCCUCCCUCGCCCCAAAUCUGAUGAACCUAAAGCUUGGAGUUUUUAGUAGAGAUGAUCUGCCACUUCAAUACAGUCGCAGUGUGAGGGUUGCAAACGACCACACUGAAACCUAUGAGAGGGUUUUAGAGGGUACUCUUGGCUACUCUAACCCAUCUAACGUGGAAUAUCUCCUGGGGAAGAUUGGGGUCAGUGACACACAGCCUCCCUCCCUCAUGAGAGGGCUACAGAGCAAACAUUUCCUUGAGGAGGACUUUGCCAAAACUAUCCGAAAGAAGCAGUCUGCAUCCUGGGCCCUUAAAUGUGUAAGGGUUGGUGUGGACCACUUCAAAUCUGGCCGCCAUGUCGAAGCAAUGAAUGAAUAUAACAAGGCCUUAGAGAUCGACACUAAUAAUGUGGAAGCACUUGUGGCACGUGGUGCACUGUAUGCUAACAAAGGGAGUUUGCUGAAGGCAAUAACUGACUUUGAGCUGGCAUUGGAAAGCUGCCCAACCCACAGAAAUGCAAAGAAAUACCUAUGCCAAACCCUGGUUGAGCGAGGUGGCCAACUGGAGGAGGAAGAAAAGCUAGUCACAGCUGAAGGCCUUUACAGAAAAGCCCUGACCUUAGACGACUCCUUCCAGGAUGCCAAGGAAGCAUUGCAAAAAAUAGAGCUGCUUAUCCAGAAAUCCCUCAAACUGAGAGAAGAGGCAGCUGCAAAGGAAGUGGAAAAAGCUAAGAACGUGGAGACAAGUGCAGAAAAAUUGCGUAAGAUCUUAAAAGAAGAAAAAAGAAUGAAAAAGAAACGGAAGAGAUCCUCCUCAUCAACGUCAUCUUCCUCCUCCUCUUCUUCCGACCGAUCCUCCUCGGGUCGCAGGAAGUCAAAGAAAAAGAAUCGUAAACACAGACGGUCAUCUCGAGGGAAGAAACACCAGCAGAGGGUUUCAUCCAGGGACAACAGGAGUGUGGCUGAUGAAGAGGAGGAGUGGUACCCUGCCCCGCCCAACACCUCCGCCUCCUUCCUGGAUCAGAAAUCUAGUGUCGUCAGGCCGUUUGAGGGGCCAGAGAGGACUGAAGAGUACAGUCAGCCCCGCAGCAAGGGCAGGAACCACUCGUACCACUCUUUAUCAUCAGUGUCCACUGACGCUCCGGACAACAGCAGGUUUGAAGAUGACCCUUUUGACGCCUCUCCUCAGCGAGCUGAGGGCAGCAAGGGAAAAGGUGUCUGUGGUGAGAAGACCAGUGAUGGAGAUGUGAAUGAGAGGGAGAGGGAAGGCUCCAGGGGCCAGAGGAAGAGCCAGGGCCAGGAGCUUCAAAGUGGCCCACAAGACGUUCCCAGCUCAUUGGGGAAAGUCAAACACAGAAGAAUGUCCUCCUCAUCUGCCGGCUCAGAGCAUUCCCGCAAAUCUGACCAGUACGCCAACGACCUCCCAUCACAGUCCCACAUAUCCACUUCCAGGCGAUCAGAUAGUGGGAAGUAUGGUAGCACCGAGCGAGGUGAUAAGAAAGGGCUGAAUAGGGGCACCCGAAGGUCUGAUGGAGAUUACAGGUCUUCCACUGACACCACUCGGAAUGGUAAUGGAUCAUCCGCAGAAGGAAAUCAGAAAAAAGAGCUGCCAACUAAUCUCCUAGAUCUCUUCAGCCAGAUAGCCCAGUUUGAGAAGGAGAAAUGUGUCAAGCCGAAAAAGUGAAUUCAGCUUUUCCAAGUUGCUUUUAUCUUAUGUCAUAAAAACGAUAAACUAAUGUUGGACAAAGUUCUAGUGACCAAAGCUGUCAUAAUUUAGCGUUGGCAAUAUCAAACUACUGCCUUAAUAUUAUGAGAUUACAUUUUCUAUGAAAGGACAUGGUUUUUUUUUAUGUGGCAGAAAGCAAAUGAAAUACCAGUUAAGAUGUCAGCUUUUGGCUUGCAGCUUGAAAAUGUAUUUCCUUUGAAUAAUUGUAUAUUUUCCUCUUAGUACAAUGAACUCUGUAUUACCAAGUACCAUCAGGAAACUCAUAAAUCAGAUCUAUUGAGAAAGAAAUGUGCCAUUAUUUUCUAUUUGCUGGUAGUAGAUUGGAAGAUGUCAUUUAAUGACUGAAAUGUCACAUUUCCAUGUGUGUAUCUUUUUCAAUAAAUCUCCUAUGAGCUUUG